Molecule: messenger RNA, 2465 nt
Organism: Fukomys damarensis (Damara mole-rat)
Lineage: Eukaryota; Metazoa; Chordata; Mammalia; Rodentia; Bathyergidae
Gene: Tes
Product: testin LIM domain protein
Exons: 8
Coding region: 294-1541 (415 amino acids)
Molecular function (GO): zinc ion binding
Source: RefSeq, a predicted model, not a curated record
CUAGCCGCAGGCGGGCUGCGGUGAAUUAAUUGGACGGCGGAAGUUCGACGGUGCAGGGUGGCUGUGGCGCCUAAGGCAGAGCUCAGAAGCCGCAGGCCAGGGAGCCUGGGCGUGGUCCCCCGCGGGAGGAAGGAGGAAGGAGUUCCCCCGGCGCACAGGCAUGGACCUGGAAGCCAAGGUGAAAAAGGUACUGGUGGUGAAGAGCAACCAGACACUCCACUUCCUUCAUCGGGAAGAAAUGUGGACAGUUACAGCCUCAGCCUCUCCUGGGACUGUUACGAGGAUAAAAUGAGAUGAUCCAUAUGGGCUUAGGUCAUGAGCAAGGGUUUGGAGCCCCCUGUUUAAAAUGCAAAGACAAAUGUGAAGGAUUUGAACUGCACUUCUGGAGAAAAAUAUGCCGUAACUGCAAGUGUGGCCAAGAAGAGCAUGAUGUCCUCUUGAGCAAUGAAGAGGACCGCAAAGUGGGGAAACUUUUUGAAGACACCAAGUAUACCACCCUGAUUGCAAAGCUAAAGUCAGAUGGAAUUCCCAUGUACAAACGCAAUGUUAUGAUACUGACUAAUCCGGUUGCUGCCAAGAAGAAUGUUUCUAUCAACACCAUUACCUAUGAGUGGGCUCCUCCUGUCCAGAACCAGACACUGGCCAGGCAGUACAUGCAGAUGUUGCCCAAGGAGAAACAGCCAGUGGCAGGUUCGGAGGGGGCACAGUACCGGAAGAAGCAGCUGGCUAAGCAGCUACCUGCACACGACCAGGACCCUUCCAAGUGCCAUGAGUUGUCUCCCAAAGAGGUGAAGGAGAUGGAGCAGUUUGUAAAGAAGUAUAAGAAUGAGGCUCUGGGAGUCGGAGAUGUAAAACUUCCCUGUGAGAUGGACACUCAAGGCACCAACAAGAUGUACAUCCCUGGUGGAGACAGAAACACCCCAGUGCCAGAGGAGGGCAUGGAGGACAAAUCUGCUGAAUCCAAACAACCCCAAUAUUCCUGCUAUUGCUGCAAAUUGAGUAUGAAAGAAGGGGACCCAGCCAUCUAUGCAGAAAGGGCUGGCUACAAGAAACUGUGGCAUCCAGCCUGCUUCGUCUGCAGCUCCUGUGGUGAACUCCUGGUUGACAUGAUUUAUUUCUGGAAGAAUGGGAAGCUAUACUGUGGCAGGCAUUACUGUGACAGUGAGAAACCCCGAUGUGCUGGUUGUGAUGAGCUGAUAUUUAGCAAUGAGUACACCCAGGCAGAAAACCAGAAUUGGCACCUGAAACAUUUUUGCUGCUUUGACUGUGACAACAUCCUAGCCGGGGAAAUUUAUGUGAUGGUCAAUGAGAAGCCUGUGUGCAAGCCCUGCUAUGUGAAGAAUCAUGCUGUGGUGUGUCAAGGAUGCCACAAUGCCAUUGACCCAGAAGUGCAGCGGGUGACGUACAACAACUUCAGCUGGCAUGCAUCCACCGAGUGCUUUUUGUGUUCCUGCUGCAGCAAGUGUCUCAUCGGGCAGAAGUUCAUGCCUGUAGAAGGGAUGGUUUUCUGUUCAGUGGAGUGUAAGAAGAUGAUGUCUUAGGAGAGAGCACCAAGCAGUUUUGAGCCACGCCUGUCCAAAGUGGUCUGCAUUUCUACUGUAAAAUGCAAUUUGAAGAAAAUAAAAAGCAAGAAUAUUAUAAAGGCAACCAGAAGAUUUUGCUUUCAUUAGAUUCUUCAAUCUUAAUUUCAAAAACUUUCAUUAAAUAUUUGAUUUUAAAAAUGGUAAUGACCUCUAGCUUUCCUUGGCUUUCCACAUGUGAAGUCUUUGAAUUGGAAGCUUGAGUUUAAUAAACCUUCAUAUCCCUAACCCCUGGUGCCAAACACAGUAUAUAUAAAACAAAAGUUAGAGUCUUCGAUAGAAAGAUGAGCGGUUUCCAAUUUUAUGUUCUUCUUUCAUGUAUGGAAUUAAAUUUGCUCUAAUGCCACGCUUUACAUUUAUUGCCUCAUCUUGUUCACUGAGCUUUGUAAUGAUACACAGUGAAUUCUUUUAAACAGAGAAUAUAGAAUUAUAAUGUAGUAUUAAAGCUGUUUUAAUGCUUGUGCAUUAGCUAGUUCCUCAUUUAGGCAACAGUGGCAUUUCCUUUAUUGCGUUUCUCUAUUUUACUUACCCUACCUCUUAUUAGUCUCACUGUAAGCUGGUAAUCUCCAUCUGUGGCCUUGAGUAUUUUAAUCUCACGUGUGGCAUAAUGAUGUCCAUACUUUUUACUUUUACAGACUUUGUCUAGACAUAACCAAACUCAUAUUAUUUUUAAUCCAAAGAAUAUGUCUGGUUUUUAUACCCAGGAAACUACAACAUGUACUUAUCACACUUGCCGCCAUGGUUUGAAUGAAAUUUUUUGCAUGAUUCUUAUCUAAUAAAUUGUCUUAUGAUACUUCUAAGCCAAUUCACAGAUAUAUAAAAUACCUUUGACAAUAUACCUCCAUCCUUGGGAGUUUCUAAUGCUUAUUUUUUCCCUAUAUACUU